GCAAUGUGUCAUAUCAAGGUGCCUACCUACUUAUUUAGAGCGGACCAGGCCGCGAGUCGCAGAGUCUUUUAAUUUCACCUUCGCAUUGACACAAGUUGAAACCCAAUCCACUCAGCAAUUGAACAGCCCAUUAGCACAUCAAUCAACAUACAAGGACAUUUGACAAGCCUUCGUCAAACCAAUCACCAUGCCUGAACUCCGCGAGAACCCCAAGCAGCGUGACAUCGUCGGCGAUGCGGCUCAGGAAAAUGCCCUUCAGGCUCCCGAGGAGAUUAGCAACCAGGCCCGCGGCCACAAGGCCAAUUUGAGCAACCCAAACACAAGCGAGCAGUCCAAGGAAAACUCCAAGCAGAAGCUCGAGGAGCUUGGUGGCGAGGGUGCAUUCUUCAGCAAGGAUUCUAAAUAGAGCGGCGGGUCAAGCAAGGGAGCGAUCGGUCAUUGAUAAUGGUUCUGGCGUUCGAGGCGUGUUUGUUCGACCUUUACGCUUGAGUUGACUUCAACGUGG
Messenger RNA from Podospora pseudocomata, 505 nucleotides. RefSeq lists its product as uncharacterized. Bases 188 to 406 code for a protein of 72 amino acids. NCBI's taxonomy places the organism in Eukaryota, Fungi, Ascomycota, Sordariomycetes, Sordariales, Podosporaceae. The transcript is spliced from 2 exons. The record is from RefSeq and is a predicted model, not a curated record.